Messenger RNA from Cyclopterus lumpus (lumpfish), 3650 nucleotides. It is a transcript of the gene dhx33, whose product is annotated as DEAH (Asp-Glu-Ala-His) box polypeptide 33. The record is from RefSeq and is a predicted model, not a curated record. The transcript has 12 exons. Gene Ontology annotation, cellular component: intracellular anatomical structure; nucleolus. Lineage: Eukaryota; Metazoa; Chordata; Actinopteri; Perciformes; Cyclopteridae. The coding region runs from base 201 to 2246 and encodes 681 amino acids. Gene Ontology annotation, biological process: positive regulation of transcription by RNA polymerase I. Gene Ontology annotation, molecular function: RNA binding; ATP binding.
CAUCUGCGCCGAAAUCUUACCACGUGGGGACGGAUUUUUUUUUUUCCUUUUUUUUAAGCAAAGAUAGCAAAACAUCCGCAGUGGCGCUUUGCUGGUCUGUCAGUGGGCACGUGGAACAACUUCGCGUUUAUUUUUAACGUCACACAAAUCUCAAGAAAGAACCGCAAAGGUUUCGCUCCGAGGGUCACUUUUUCUAGACCAUGCCCUACGACCCCGACCCUCCUCCGGCUAAAAAAUUCAAGCCGGGGUCUGUUUUUUUCCGUCUGGACAGGAAUAAACCUGGAAUGCUGCUGCCUAGAAAGGGGAAUGCCACCAUUCCGAUAGACGUCCAGAGGAAACAGCUUCCGAUCUACCAGGCGAAGCCGCAGCUCCUGAACCAGCUGAGACAGCUCCACAAUGCGAUCCUCAUCGGGGAGACCGGCUCUGGGAAGACCACUCAGAUCCCCCAGUAUCUGUAUGAGGCCGGCAUCGGCCGACAGGGCAUCGUCGCCAUCACUCAGCCCCGCAGGGUGGCUGCGAUCUCACUGGCAGGGAGGGUGGCGGAGGAGAAGAGGACUCAGCUCGGCAAGCUGGUCGGCUACUCGGUGCGCUUCGAGGACGUCACCUCCUCCGAGACGAAGCUGAAGUUCAUGACGGACGGCAUGCUCCUGCGCGAGGCCAUCGGCGACCCCUUGCUGCUGCGCUACACCGUGGUUGUCCUGGACGAGGCUCACGAGCGCACCGUGCACACCGACGUGCUGUUCGGCGUGGUUAAGACGGCUCAGCGCAGGCGCAGAGAGCUGAACAAGAUUCCCCUGAAGAUCAUAGUGAUGUCGGCCACCAUGGAUGUGGAUUUGUUCUCCGAGUACUUCAAUAAGUCACCUGUGCUGUACCUGGAGGGCAGGCAGCAUCCCAUUCAGAUCUACUACACCAAGCACCCCCAGUCCGACUACCUGCAGGCUGCGCUCGUCUCCAUCUUCCAGAUCCAUCAGGAGGCCCCUCCAUCCCAUGAUAUCUUAGUCUUCAUGACGGGUCAGGAGGAGAUCGAGGCUCUGGCGAGGACGUGCCGGGACAUCUCCAAGCAUCUGCCGGACGGCUGCGGCCCCAUGCUAGUUAUCCCUCUGUACGCAUCGCUGCCCCCGGCACAGCAGCUCCGGGUCUUCCAGCCGGCUCCCAAGGGAUGUAGGAAGGUCAUCCUCUCCACCAACAUUGCCGAGACGUCCGUCACAAUCUCUGGGAUCAAGUUUGUCAUAGACACGGGGAUGGUGAAGGCCAAGCGCUUCAACCCUGACAGCGGGCUGGAGGUGCUGGCCGUGCAGCGGGUCUCCAAAGCCCAGGCGUGGCAGCGGGCUGGCCGGGCCGGCCGGGAGGACUCCGGCUCCUGCUAUCGCCUCUACACCGAGCCGGAGUUCGACAACCUCAUCCCCAUGACCGUGCCCGAGAUCCAGAGGUGUAACCUAGCCAGCGUGAUGCUACAGCUCAUGGCUCUGGGGGUUCCAGACGUGACGAAUUUUGAUUUCAUGUCCAAGCCCUCGCCAGAGGCCAUGCGCUCGGCUGUGGAGCAUUUGGAGCUGCUGGGGGCCGUAGAGAGGAAGGAGGGGCAGGCUUUCCUCACCGCUCUGGGAAAGAAGAUGGCAAGCUUCCCUCUGGAGCCCAGAUAUGCCAAGACCAUCCUGCUGUCCCCCGACUUCUCUUGCGCUGACGAGAUUUUGAGCAUCGUGUCUCUGCUGUCGGUGGACACCGUGCUGUUCAACCCUCCUGCCCGGCGGGAGGAGGUGCUCGCCGCGCGCAAGAAGUUCGCCUCCAGCGAAGGAGACCACGUGACGCUGCUCAACAUUUACAGGGCGUUCAAGAAAGUCAACGGCAAUAAGGAGUGGUGCCGGGAGAACUUUGUCAACAGCAGGAACAUGGGUCUGGUGAAAGACGUCCAGGCUCAACUCAGAGAUAUCUGCCUUAAGCUCAACAUGAAGCUUCAGUCGUGCGGGGCGGACACGGGGAGCGUCCGCCGCUGCCUUGCCCAUGGGCUGUUCGUCAACGCCGCCGAGCUGCAACCCGAUGGCAGCUACCUGGCCCUGGACACCCACCAGCCCGUGGCCAUCCACCCGUCCUCCGUCCUGUUCCAGGCCAAGCCGGCCUACGUGGUCUUCAAUGAGCUGCUGCACACGUCCCGCUGCUACAUGCGGGACCUGUGCUUGGUGGACGCCGAUUGGCUGAUGGAUGCAGCUCCGGAGUACUUUGGCCGCAAGCUCCACCCCUCCAAGAGCUAACCAAUGGAGAGACGCGACUGGAGUGAACCCCCUUCCCUUCCUCAAAUCCCCCAGUGGCGAUAAAACUGUGAAAUGUAUUCCCUGCUCAAUGAUGAAAUUGGAUGGGGACACUUUUAGAUUUUAAUACAAGUGCAAAUCGGAAACACUUUUCUGCGUAGUUAACUUCUCUGAAUCUCACUACCUCCCAGCUGACGAGCUUUUGGAACGCGACACUGCAGCAGAGAUCUGCAUAUCGAGGCCUCACAACUUUGACUUCCUGCAAGACUAAUUCAGAUUUUAUAUCCUGUGUUUUCUCCGCUUGGCAGUAUUUGAUCCGGCCAACUGAAAAGAAGAAAAAAAGAUGUCACACAUCGAUUCUUUCAACAUUUGCACGAGUUUAAACCGCACGGAUAACCUCACUUGAGCUUAGUCUUGGGCUGAGAUGAUUUAUCUAUUCAUUUAUUCAUAAAAGGUAUAAUCAGACUUGAUAGAAUGCCACUCUGUGUAUGUUCAUCUCAUGACAUAUUGUAUUUAGUUGUUAAGCCACCUACACAAACAAGAUUCAGAAAUUAGUGUGGUUCUGUUCAGUUUAAUUUUGAAUGAAUAUGAGGAAUUAACUUCAAUGUUAGCUUCUCAGAAGCUCAAGUAAAGCAGUCUUAUCUUAAGCUUUCCCCCCCAUGUAGUUUGGGGUUUAUACAAAGUGGUCUUAAAGGAUUUUAUAUAUGCAAAGACAGUAUAUGUGUCUUAACCUCUGAGGUUAUGUAAAUACAAGAAAAUAUAUAAAAAGUGCCAAAGUGUGAGUUAGAACAGGGGGUUUUGUCCCACGUCACAGUGACUUCACUUUUAUAAUGACUACAUGCAGCACUCGUCUCGUCAGCUUGUGCAUGCCUUUUCAUUUAUUUUUACGAUUGUACCACCGGUUCCCCAAAUACAUGCACAUGAAGAGAAGUAGCAUGCCUCGUUCUCCAGGUUCUACGGAUGUUGUAUGUACCUCAGCCCCGACACAGGCGCACGCUGACAAUAUAUGUAUGCAUAACGCAUGGGGACUAUAGUUAACGAUCUGAUCCCUUACGUCAUGUUUAGGAUUAGGAUGGAUGCUCCUCGUUUUGUUUACACUGGACUCAGGACUGUACAAUGUUUAACUGUAACCUGAAUAAAUUGCUAUUUCUAACUGUUCAAAAUACCAAAUGCAUCUCGGGCUAGAGACCCAUCAGACCAUGUUACAAAGAGGUUGGCCCAUUUUGUUUUUAAGAUUGUUUUUUUUUCUUUCAAUCACAAAGGAAAAGUAGACCAUUUAAGAUCUGCAUGCUAUAGAGUUUGUAAUGUUCGCAUUUGAUACGUUUAUGAGUGUAUUUAUUCUGAAGUCUUACAUAACCUAACCACCAUUGUUAUAAUUUCUAAUAAAAAUCAAACCACUGUCCCACA